Pneumocystis murina B123 is the source of this 377-nucleotide messenger RNA. RefSeq lists its product as hypothetical. Gene Ontology annotation, cellular component: Swi5-Sfr1 complex; Swi5-Swi2 complex. The coding region runs from base 1 to 276 and encodes 91 amino acids. The record is from RefSeq and is a predicted model, not a curated record. NCBI's taxonomy places the organism in Eukaryota, Fungi, Ascomycota, Pneumocystomycetes, Pneumocystales, Pneumocystaceae. The transcript is spliced from 4 exons. Gene Ontology annotation, biological process: meiotic joint molecule formation; meiotic DNA recombinase assembly involved in reciprocal meiotic recombination; double-strand break repair via homologous recombination.
AUGAUGGAGUGCGAUUCAUUAAAUUUGAAAACGUUAGAAAAUAAGGUUCUAUCUUUAGAAGCAAGGUUGAAUGAGCUUACAGAAAAACAAAAAACGCUUCAGGCAACAUUAAAAAAUCCAGAUGCAACGAGCACAGUGAAGCAACAUAUUGUACUUCUUCAUACAUAUAAUGAGAUACGAGAUGUUGCAUUGGGAUUAAUGGGAAAGAUUGCAGAUCAAGAACGUUGUAGAGUUGUAGAGGUGAUGGAUAGAUUUGGGAUUACUAAGGACGAUUAAAUAUUUAUUAAAGAGUUAUAUUUUUGUAUUAAGUUGUGUAUUUUUAGGAGUUUUUGCAGUUGUUUUAGAUAUAGGGUAAGGGCAAAGGUUUAAAGAUGAAA